AUGGUGUUUUCAUUGACAUACCAAAUGGGAAUCAUGAUGACAGCGAUGGUGGUCGCUCAAAACGUUCGAAACGAGACUCGAUUGUUGAAAAUAAAGCUAGCGAGGCUUUACAAUAACCUGGCAGCUUAUCCAAAUAGGCCUGAGCGUAAGAAAAUAAGAAACUUCUAUCGGAUGGCUUUGAAGAAUCCGGUGGAAAUAAACUCGGUGGUGGAGUUGGGCGUGGGUAUGGCUUUACUGCCCACCUGCGUGUCUGUGGCCGUCUCUUACGUCAUUAUAAUGCUGCAGUUUAACAACACCGUUUGA
Messenger RNA from Manduca sexta (tobacco hornworm), 303 nucleotides. RefSeq lists its product as uncharacterized. NCBI's taxonomy places the organism in Eukaryota, Metazoa, Arthropoda, Insecta, Lepidoptera, Sphingidae. Bases 1 to 303 code for a protein of 100 amino acids. The record is from RefSeq and is a predicted model, not a curated record. The transcript is spliced from 2 exons.